AUGGAGUUGAAGAGGAAAUAUGCCAUUAGUGCUGUGUCAUUAGUUAUAAUUAUUGCAUGGAUUUUAAUUCCAAACAAUGUUCUUCAAACAGUUAGUGAUAAAACAACAGUUGUUUUGAACGUUUUUGGAAACCGUAAGACUGCUACUACCAAGAGUACGCCGAAAUUACCACUAAAUAUAUCCCCUACUGACCCUUUGGAAGUAAUUCGUAGAGACUGUGUGAAGUAUUGGUAUUUUGAUAGUCAGUAUUUAGGUAAAACAGCAAGAUCACCUGUUUGGACAGAGAAAGGUAUUGAAGACUGGAUAAUCAGUGCAAAGAAAGGUAAAUUACGCGGGAAUUAUGGUGCUGGAGAAACAAAUGCUCUUAGGGAUGCUUUGAAACAUGCGCCUGGUAUUGUUGAUGGUAGAGUUAUGGUGAUAGGUUCCGAAAAUCCAUGGGUUGAGGCAUGCGUAUUAGAAGCAGGUGCGCGUGAAGUCUUCACAUUAGAGUAUGGCAGUAUCAAAUCAGAACAUCCAAAAGUGAAAACUAUUGUUCCGUUAGAUUUUCGUAUGCGUUAUCUAAACAAUACUUUGGGUACUUUUGAUGCCAUUGUUACUUUCAGUUCUAUAGAACACUCGGGAUUAGGGAGAUAUGGGGACGCUUUGAAUCCCUGGGGCGAUAUUAUUGCCAUAGCACGAUCCUGGUGUGUAACCAAACCUGGAGGCUCAUUAACUAUAGGUGUGCAAUAUAAUUAUGAUCAUGAAUACCUUAGAUUUAACGCUGACCGAUGGUAUGGCAAGAUAAGAUAUCCAUAUUUAACUACAAAUUGGAAACAACACUAUAGAGGUAAAGGUUCGCAGCGUGUUCAUGUUUUUACGAAAUAA
Mytilus trossulus (common blue mussel) is the source of this 864-nucleotide messenger RNA. RefSeq lists its product as uncharacterized. NCBI's taxonomy places the organism in Eukaryota, Metazoa, Mollusca, Bivalvia, Mytilida, Mytilidae. The record is from RefSeq and is a predicted model, not a curated record. The transcript is spliced from 2 exons. The coding region runs from base 1 to 864 and encodes 287 amino acids.